GCACAACUACCGGAGAUAGUCGAUUUCGUAUCUUUGAUUACAGCAGUCGCGUGCGUUCGUGGGAGCAAGCACGCACUGCAUGCCGCAGACUGGGUCGAGGAUGGGACUUGGUUAAAAUCAAUAAUAGGAGAGAGGAUAACAUUGUCAAAACAUUUCUGAGGGAGGAGUGCAGCAAUCGCGGUGAUGGUUGGUUUAUUGGCGGGAAAUCUACAAAUGGCCGAUGGAGAUGGGCAGAUAACUCUAGGAUGACAUAUACAAACUUUCCUCGACCUCUGCCCCCAAUCAGCUCCUUUGGUGUUCGCAGGGGCAUUCCACAGAUGACAGUGGUUAACUACGCAGUUAUUUUCAAAAAUGAUUUCCAGUGGGGAUAUGUGGCUCCCCGUCCACCACCGAGAAUGGGCUACAUUUGUGAAAAACAAUGUCCUUUCCUUGGGGACCUGACAUAAUUGGUGGUGUUAGACCCGUUUCUAUAUAGAUACAUGUACAUGUGUACACGUAAACAUGCAAAUAAAUACAUGUUAUUUCUAACUUCAUAA
Saccostrea cuccullata (small rock oyster) is the source of this 536-nucleotide messenger RNA. Its product is annotated as dromaiocalcin-2-like. The annotation marks the transcript as partial. Lineage: Eukaryota; Metazoa; Mollusca; Bivalvia; Ostreida; Ostreidae. The transcript has 2 exons. The record is from RefSeq and is a predicted model, not a curated record.